Messenger RNA from Metarhizium album ARSEF 1941, 1050 nucleotides. Its product is annotated as NAD(P)-binding domain protein. Gene Ontology annotation, molecular function: D-lactate dehydrogenase (NAD+) activity; NAD binding. The transcript has a single exon. The coding region runs from base 1 to 1050 and encodes 349 amino acids. The record is from RefSeq and is a predicted model, not a curated record. NCBI's taxonomy places the organism in Eukaryota, Fungi, Ascomycota, Sordariomycetes, Hypocreales, Clavicipitaceae.
AUGAAGCUCGCUUUGUUUAGCGCCAAGCCGUACGACAAGAAGUACUUUGACGCCGCCCGGGCCGCGAGACAAGCUGACGAGACCAACAUCGAGGUCGUGUACCACGAGGCAUCUCUCAACGACGACACGGUCGCCCUGGCCGAGGGAUACGACGCCGUGUGCGUCUUCGUCAACGACUCGCUGGGUGCCGCCGUCAUCGACCAACUGGCCGGCCAUGGAGUCAAGGCGAUCCUCCUGCGAUGCGCCGGCUUCAACAACGUGGACCUAGCGGCCGCCGAGAAACACGCCAUGGCCGUCGCCAACGUGCCGUCGUACUCGCCAGAGGCCGUCGCCGAGUUCGCAGUCGCCCUCAUCCAGACCUUGAACCGCAACACGCACCGGGCCUACAACCGCGUCCGAGAAGGCAACUUUGCCCUCGACGGCCUGCUGGGCCACACGCUCCACGGCAAGACGGUCGGCUUCGUGGGAACAGGCAAGAUCGGCCUCGCCACGGCCCGCAUCAUGAAGGGUUUCGGAUGCAACGUCGUUGCCUAUGACCCGUUCCCGUCGCCAGCCUUCGAGCAGGUCGGCCGAUACAAGCCCCUGGACGAGCUGCUUCCGGAGUGCGACAUUGUCAGUCUGCACUGUCCCCUGACGGACACCACCCGCCACAUCAUCAACCAAGAGAGCCUCGCCAAGAUGAAGGAGGGGGCGAUGCUGGUCAACACGUCCAGAGGCGGCCUCAUCGACACGAAAGCGGUCAUCAAGGCCCUCAAGAGCAGACGCCUCGGGGGGCUGGCCCUGGACGUGUACGAGGGCGAAGGGUCGCUCUUCUACAACGACCACUCGGGGGAGAUCAUAGACGACGACGUCCUGAUGCGUCUGACCACGUUCCAUAACGUACUGGUGUGUGGACACCAGGCCUUCUUCACGGUUGAAGCCUUGACCGAGAUUGCCCACUGCACGUUUCGAAACGUCGACGAGCUCAUCAGGGAUGGAACGUGCAGGAACUUGCUGACCAAGGGCCUGGUGCUGCACAGGCCGCCGUCUCUGCCGGUCAGAAAUGUGUAG